GGCCCCUCCGCCUAUUUUAGGGCGCGCGUUGCGGGCUGCCUCGCUGCUGCUGCUGCUACUGCUGCUUCCCGCCGGGUGCUGCUCCCUCCUCCGCCUCUCCGGCCCCGCCAGCAUGGGUCCCCGGCGUCGGGGGCUUGUCGCCGCCCUCCUGCUCCUCUGCUGGGUGGGCACCGCAUACUGCGACACCCCUGCCAACUGCACCUACCCCGAGCUGCUGGGCACCUGGGUCUUUCAGGUGGGCCGCAGUGGUUCCCAGCGCGACGUCAACUGCACGGCUAUGGGACCACCAGAAAAAAAAGUCGUGGUGCACCUUGUGAAGUUGGAUACAGCAUAUGAUGACUUUGGCAAUUCUGGCCAUUUCACCAUCAUUUACAAUCAAGGCUUUGAGAUUGUGUUGAAUGACUACAAGUGGUUUGCCUUUUUUAAGGAUGUCACUGAUUUUAUUAGUCAGUUGUCCAUGCAACUGGGAACUGUGAGAAUAUAUGAUUUGCCACAUCUGAGGAACAAACUGGCUCUUAAGAAGUGAGAUGUGAAAAAUGGAAUCAGGACAAGUGCUGAAAGGACAAUAGCCUUAUCCUAAAUCAGCAUUUUCCACACUGUUUAAUGGACCAGCAGUGGCCCCACAUCUUCCAGAAACUGGAAUUGCUCACCAGUUGUGUCACUUCAGCUUGUUAUAAACUUCAGUGGUUAUUACAGGCAGCUGCUAAUAACAGAGCAAAGUGAAAAUUAGAGCUGAAACUAAAAAGUUGUUCCUUCUGAAUUCUUUUCUAGUAGUUCAAUAAGUAUAGAUUGUGUGAAAUAGUUUCCUUUACCUCAAAAUUUCUCAGAGUCUUGAAUAUACUGUAUUGUAUGUAGCUUAGGAAGAAGAUGUAGUAGGAAACUUUCCCUUUUUUCUCACAAAAAAUAAGUUAUACUCAAACUGUGGUUUAUGAAAUCGUCUUAAAACUCUCACUCUUUCUACCUGUAGAAAACAUAAAUUCUAGUAUUUGCUCUGUAAAUGGGAUAAAUAGCCUUGUACCUGGAAAUAUGGAUCAAAGCAGCAUUAAGCCUACAUUUAGCAUAUGUAAGGUAUACACGUUCAUGUCUCUAGGUUGCUAGUUAACCUGUUUAUUACGUACAUUUCAAAAUUGUUCGGUUUAUACAUUGGCAGUUAAUUUCAAAUGCAUCUGCAUGUGCUUCUUGAGCAUGUUGGCUGAACGCAUGAUACGUGUUGCUUAAUAAGCAUUCAGCUUUUGAGAAUGGCAGCUUUUUGUGAAUGUCUGAAGCAGCAUUAAACAAAUGCCAGCAUCUCAAAUACUAGUAUUGGUACUUUUUGCUUAAAUGAAAUUAAUACAUGAUUAAACAUUUUUAAAAGACAGUAUGAUCCUUGUUGGCUUGUAACUCUAGUUUUUAUUGUCUUUUAGUUAUUAAAUAGAACAUCUGUUGAGGGGGCUCUUUUAAAACCACAGUCAAAAACAGACUUUGGGGCUGAGAGGCAGAGCAGCCUGCAGCCGUGGAUCUACCUGCCUACCUAUAACAGCUAGCAGAGGCCUCUGGCAGCUACCAUCCCUUCUGGAGUCUUUCUGUGCAUGUAGAAUGCAGAGAAGUCCUGGAGACGUACCUCCAAGGCAGCUGGCCUCCCGACAUUUCCUUGGAAAGCGCAACCACCAUUAUGGGAAUGUGAACAGCCAGAGACUACGCAGGAAAAAGGAAAAAAAUCUGGAAGUCUUAGGUGGCUUCACCAUUCAGCCUUUGAACAAAAGGAGCAAUAUGGAAUACAAGAUUUUUUUCUCUUUUGAAUACUCUUCUACUGAAAUGAUGUUUCCAAGUGAAAGUUUUUCCAAUUUCCCAAUCUAUUAGGGUUUGAAUUUUAUGUUUUAUUUUGUUCACAGUGCAAAUUUUAUUCACAGCAGUAUAUCUUCCCGGGUGCCCUGUCUUUCUCUAAUUACCGUGAGGAACCCCAGCAUCUAUUUUAAGGAGAAAAUAAGGCUCCAGGGUAUCUGGAGAUGCACAGAUACAUUAUUGGUGGGAAGGUGGUCCUGUGGAGUGAGUACCUGCUUUGGGGAAAGAGGCUUUCUGAGAUGACCAAAAGUGCUGAAGGGAGUCGUUUUUGCAGAUAUUAGGCCUGCAAGUACCCCUAACCAAAAAGACAGGCGUGAUUAAUACCUUUUUUUUUAUGUUUGUUGAUUAGGUGCCAGCCUUGUGCUAAGAACUUGACAGGUCUAACCUGACAAAAGCCCUAUAAAGUAGAUAUUACUAGCCUCAUUUUAUAGGGAAAAUUUCAUCGAGUGCUUAAACUCAGUUUCUAAUUGUAAAAUAUUAAGGGCUAGUCUUUCAAGCCAAGGACUUUCCUGGGGCUCAAGCGUGAAAGAAAAGGUACUUGGAGUCACAUUUGGGUAGAUUUCCUGGUGAAUCUGUUGGUAAGUGUCACAAAUGUUAGGUUAAUGGAGUAGACUAUGCAUUACAUUGGCUCCUGUUGAAAUUUUAAGACAUGAAUUGGCUUGAAACACAGAUUUCCUUAUCAAGUGAGGCUACUCUGUUUCCUAAGCCAGGGUUUUUCAAUUCAAGACAAAAAAAAUACCUUCUCCUUCCCCUUGUAGUCCCCUAAAUUGUAAGGAGAGCUUUGUAAACAUGAAGUCAAGUAUAAAUUAAGAAUCCUUGCCACACUGACUUCACUUAAUUAUACUAUUGUUAACACUGAUUGAUAUCUUUUAGCUCUUUCCUGAUAAACAAUGAACUAGUUUCCGUUUCAGUUGUAGAGCUGAUUAAUAUCAGUCUUGGAAAACCACAAAUGGGGAACUACCCCUAAUCCAGAUUGCCUGGGAGGACUUUUCUGCAUCCCUGUUUGGAUGGAGGAAUCUUUCUCUAGAUAGCAGGUUGCCAUCAUUUACUUUAUUGGUUCAGGUAACUUUUUAUGCUGUCUGAAGGACACCGGUCUGCUAUUCUGGAAGGGUUAUCUCUUUAAAUAUGAAGUAACAUAAAGAUGAAGUAACAGUGCAGCUGACUAUUUCUAUCUGGAUACUUUCUUGCAUUUCUACCUCUGGACCUGAUAAUUUUUCAUCACUCAGGACCUUGAUGCUGACUCUGUGAAACCUCGGCAACCCUCUCCAUUAGUCGGGAAAAAGGCCAUUAUGUUGGUAUCCGUUGUAUUUUGCAGGUACCUCUGCUCUUGUAGUACUGACUCUGCUGUAAUGAAAUGAUUUGUCAGCAUGUCUUAUAUUCUUCCAGACUGAAAACUUGUUUAUCUCCCUGUGUAUCUAUAGCACCAGAUGCACACAGAACUUUUUAAGUGCUUGCAAAUUUAACCAUACUUUUUUUUUGUCUUUUCAAAGACUUCUCACAAGUAAUUCCAGCUUACAAAGAAAUAAUUUCUAUAGGGUUCUAGAAGUGUGAAUCAGAAAUGAUGCUAUGAUUUUAUUUUGGUUCUCCACUCUAAAAAAAUACCAGGUCACCUGUCUCCAGACUUAAAAAGUUGUGUAUUUUCAAGUUGAUUUUGAGGAUGUAAAUACUGACAAAGCAACCAAUAUAUAUAUAAGAAUGUAUGUAAUAACAGAAUUUAAAAUCACCUCUACUACAGUGCUGUUGUUUUUUUCCUGUUUCUCUGAGUAACUUUGCAUCUAAAUAUUUGCUUUGAUUAUAGCAGAAAAGAUGUAGUGGGUACAGAAUUGCUGAUAUAUGUGUUAGAAGGUCCUCUAAUACAUUACUGCUUAGCACUCUCUGUCAUAAUUAUAUGUUCCUCCUCUCCUCUGGUCUUGAAGCUCCAUGAGGGCAGGGAUCAACCCUGUAUUACUGACCAUUUUUUCCCUAUGUAUAGUGCAAUAUGUGAUAAAUAAAUAAUAGGCCUUCAAUAAAUAUUUGUAAAAGAAAGAAAAUUUAGUAAUAUAUAACCAUGUUGUCCUGUUGUUUUAUUGAUAUGUUUCCGGAAGUUUUGUUACCUAUUUUCUUAGAGGCUAUGGUGGACUCUCAGGGCAUAUUUUCUUAAUGAUUUAGUGGAAAACAGUUGAGACUUUUAACUUUUAAUGUGUUUAUUUAUUUAUGUUUUAAUUUUAUGUGUGACUGUAGAGACCAAGACAGGGCUCAAAGUUAAAAGCAGUAGAGUUCUAACUUGCAGAAUUACUAAAAGCUAAAUUAGCUAUCAGAGGAGAUAAUGAGCUUUUCUGAUUGCAGUGGUUCCCCAAAGACUAGAACUAGCCUGAAAUCCUGUAGGCCGUGCCCCGACCCUUAUUAAGUACAAUGAGAAGCACCAGCUAAAAGGUUAGAUUAAGUGAACUCUAAGAUUUCUUCCAACCUCACAGUUUCGAGUUUAUGAGCUAGUAAGUGAGGAAGGAGCUAAGGGACCUGGGCUAGUUUGCUGAGUCAUAAAUUGCUGUUUUCUUAACUAGUUCUGAAACAUGUAUUUUGGUUUAAAUUGAAUGUCUUUUCAUCACUGGAAAUAAACUUAUGACCCUCCAUUUCCACCUAUAAGUGUAGCUGCCAAUUCCUUCAGGAAAAUGCUGCAAGUUAAUUUGGUUGCAACCAUUAUAGCAAUUUCUUGGCAGUUUCACAAUUCAUUAAAAUUUAACUUCCUAAGUAAGUGAUAUGGUUAGUAAGCAGAAAACUAGAGCUAAUCCUUGAAACUGUCAAAGGGAAGUUUGUUUCUUUCUGAGGGAAGAUGUAGUAGUCUUGGGUAGGUUUAGCAAAAUAUCACUUCAGUAAAAUGUGCUUUAUUUCCUCCUGUUGCUGUCUAAUGGCUGUAGUCAUACUCCAGACCUGAGAGCAAAUAGAAGCUAUUAAUGACCACUUAUGUAGAUAUAUUGUUGAUCCUUGAACUGUGUAGUAGACUGUACAGGUCUACCUAAUAUGUGGAAUUUUUUCAAUAAGUAUAUUGGAAAAACUUGGAGAUUUGCUACAAUUGGGAAAAACAUUUUCUCUACCUUAGUUUAAUAAUAUAGUAUAUAAUACCUAAAACAUACAAAAUAUGUGUUAAUCAACUGUUUAUGUUGCCAGUAAGGUCAAUAGCUGGCUAUUAGUAGUUUUGUGGUGGGGGGGGUCAGAAGUUUUAUGCUGAUUUUUUUUAAUGUACAGGGUUUGGUGCCUUUAACCCACCCACAUUGUUCCAGGUCAACUGUAUAUAGUAAACAAGUGGCAAAAAAAUGAAAAAGUAUUCUUUGUUCUUUAGUAUUUCUGGAAUGUAAUAUGUCAAAGAUACAUGGUUUAUCAUUAAAUCAUUCAACUUCAUGCUUUUUUCUGAAAUGAAUGAUCCUGAUGGAUUAGACCUGGGUAACCAAACUUUUUAUGUUUCACAAUAUGUACUGAUACAUUAAAAGUAUAUAUACAUGCAUUGCUAUACUAAUAUGUUUGGUAUAUUACAUAUGAAAUAAUAUUAAAUGAUUAAAUAUUUGAUUUAUUUGUUGUAACAAAAAGGUGUCCUGCCAAAAUAUAUUUCAUGAGGAUAUCCUUUGAAAACAAUAUGAAAUAUGCUUUUAUUAUGAUUUUGUUGCCAAAAGCAAUAUAAUACUCUAGUACUGAUCAUUUUAAUUACUGCAAAUAAUCAACAUUUAGAAACAGAAUUUUCUAAUUAGGAUCUUUUAAAUGAAAAAUUUCAGUAGUUUUGAUUCAUCUUGUUAUAAGUAUCAAAGUGUCACAAGUUUAGUUAAGAAAAAAGUACUGUUUGGUGUUAGGGAUGAUGACAAUUUAAUGGACAAAUUUUUUGAAACAUUUGGUUUAUUGAUAAAUUAGAUUGAAAAGUGAAUACUGCAGUGAUGGAACCAUUCCAAAACAUUUGUUUUCAAAAACUUGUUACCUUUUAAUGUGGCUGACAGAACUCAUACUAGGAAUAGGACAGAUGUAAGCUUUGUCAUAUUUUUAAUGUUUGUUUUUUUUCAUCAUUUGUGUUUGUGUGUCCUGGUUUCUUUGCAAGUAUUUUAAGUCACAUGUUCAUUUUGUGAGUUAGUUCAAUUAAAUCAGAUAAGUGCAUAAAUCAGCUUAACUAGUCAUGUGUGAAGAGGAAUAUGCUGUGUCCUAACCAUCUCGAAGCACAUGUACAUGACAGGUGACCAUCUGACAUUAGAACUGCGUGGGGCUAUCAGUGAUGUUUUGUAUAUUAGAUAAUAGUGGAAGCUUGUUUUCAAUUUUAUUUCUGUAUUACAAAUACAAAUAAGAAGUUAUAAUAUUUUCUUUCCAA
Manis pentadactyla (Chinese pangolin) is the source of this 6142-nucleotide messenger RNA. RefSeq names its product cathepsin C (gene CTSC). The transcript has 4 exons. Lineage: Eukaryota; Metazoa; Chordata; Mammalia; Pholidota; Manidae. Gene Ontology annotation, molecular function: cysteine-type endopeptidase activity. The record is from RefSeq and is a predicted model, not a curated record. Bases 113 to 526 code for a protein of 137 amino acids. Gene Ontology annotation, cellular component: lysosome.